Molecule: messenger RNA, 9394 nt
Organism: Solea senegalensis (Senegalese sole)
Lineage: Eukaryota; Metazoa; Chordata; Actinopteri; Pleuronectiformes; Soleidae
Product: piezo-type mechanosensitive ion channel component 2
Exons: 53
Coding region: 153-8225 (2690 amino acids)
Biological process (GO): detection of mechanical stimulus; regulation of membrane potential; cellular response to mechanical stimulus
Cellular component (GO): plasma membrane
Molecular function (GO): mechanosensitive monoatomic ion channel activity; monoatomic cation channel activity
Source: RefSeq, a predicted model, not a curated record
AAGGAGGAGGAGGAGGAGGAGGAGGAGAAAAGUUCAUGGACAGAAAACAUGUAAAUAAAUUCUUUGCUUUUUUUCACCAUGAAGACACGUGGAGCUCUGAGGUUGAAGUGGAUCCAGAACCAGGACUGGGUUUAGAUCUGGAUCUAUAAAGGAUGUCAUCAGAAGUGGCUGCAGGUCUGGUCCUCAGGGUCCUACUGCCCCUUACUCUGACUGCAGCAUGUGUGUUGCGGUACAAUGGAUUCUCUCUGGUCUAUGUACUUCUGCUGCUGCUGGUGCCGCUGCUUUCUGACCCCGCCCCCAACACAGGAAACACCAGUCGCUGUGUGAUGGCUGUCUGUGUCUCCAGCUUCCUCUUCCUCCUACUACAGUCCUUCUUCCAGGUUACCACGGUAACACUGCAGCCUGAGAACAAUUGUACAUCGUGGCAGAAGUCCCUUGCUCAGCUCGGCCUGGUCAGUCUAACAGGAAGUGAUGCAGGUUCUGCAGUGAGACAGGUGCUUCCAGAUGUUGGUGUGUUGAUAGUUAGUCUGGUGACCUGGAGACUGACUGUCAGGUUACAUGGUGACACACACACACAGCAGCAGCAGCAGCAGGAGGAAGAGGAGUUUGACUCUGUGCUCAGAGAGGAGGAGGGGCCAGAGGAGGAGGGGUCAGAGGAGGAAGGCAGCAGGAACAGAUUUCUGGUUGAACUGGAGUCACUGAUUUGUAAAACCAGACACUUUGUGGGAAACAUGACGACGACUGGAGGGAAAAUCCUGAUGACAGCUCUACUGGGACUCACAGGUAUCAUGUUUCCCUCCCUCUCCUCCCUCCCCUACCUGCUCUGUUUCCAGGUGUUGUGUACAUGGUGGGCAUGGUCAGGACAAGUCCCACCUUUCCUCUUCAGGUGUGUGUCAGUGAUGUCAAUGGUCUAUUCCUCUGCCCACUUCCUGCUUCUCUACUGCUACCAGCUGCCUUCAAUGCAGGAGGUGUGGCCUCCUGACCACACCUCAGCCAGUGUGUUUGGUCUGGUGCCUGUGGUGGUUGUGGACUGCACUGCCCCCUGGAAGCUGCAGAUGAACACUGAGCUCAGCUGGUUUCACUUCAGCAGUCCUCUGCUGCUGCUGCUGCUGCUCCACAUAGUGGCCAGUCUGAGGAGGAACCAGCUCAUUGAUGGCGGUGGUGUAGAGAGGGUGGAGUCAGCAGUUGGGGGUAGCAGUGACAUCAUCACCUCCACCAGUAACCUGAGUGCUGAGGUCAGGGGUGACAUCACAGCAGAGAGGCGGAGAGAGAUGUGGAGGAGGGCUCACAACAGUCCAGAGUGCGGAGAGAUGUCAUCAACCAAUGACAGCCCCUCUGGCUCUUUUGCCCCACCUACACAGAGUACUGCUUUGGGACUGGAUGUUAACUCCACGCCCCACUACUCUCUCAGCCAAUCAGACACGCUGGAGACCUGUCUAUUUGAAGGAGAUGAGUGGGAGGAGGGCGGGGCAGAGGCAGGUGACGGUGUGGUCAGCGCUGCCUCCAUAGCGUUCAGUUUCCUCCUCAAACAGAGUUACAUCUGUGCUCUGAUAGCCAUGAUGGCAUGGUCAAUCACAUACGUGUCCUGGCUCACCUGCGUCCUGCUGCUGUGGUCAUGUGUUCUCUGGAUGAUGCGAGAGCGUCGACGCUACACGCUGAUGUCAUCACCCUGGUUGGUUGCCUAUGGCAACCUGUUGGUCAUCCUGCAGUACGUCUACAGCUUCCCCCCGAUUCAGGAAGUCCCAGGACUGUUUCCAAAAAAAGACGCCCCCUGCAGGGAGCUUGUCUCCAAGCUCUUGUGUCUCGUGACCUUCUGGCUGCUGCUGCGUCAAACCAUGACUGAGAAGAAAGACAGAGCGACAGAGACACAGCUUUCCACCAUCACAGUCCAUGUGGAGACUGAGACCAAGGAGGUAUCAUAUGAGGAGGUUCUACUCAUGGGGGGCGGAUCUGGAGGAGGAGUCCAAAUGGAGGCUCUGGUUGCCGUGGUAACCAGAAUGUUCAUUAAAUACUGGAUCUACGUCUGUGGAACAAUGUUCUUCUUCGUCAGUUUUGAAGGAAAAAUAGUUCUUUAUAAAGUCAUCUACAUGGUUAUGUUCCUGUGCUGCGUCGCCCUCUACCAGCUGAACUACGAGCGCUGGCGAGCCUUGCUCAGAGGAUUCUGGGUAGCUGUGGUGGUUUACUCCAUGCUGGUUCUGAUCCUGGUCUACACUUUUCAGUUUCCUUCAUCCCCUCAUACCUGGAGUUACUACACUGGACUCAGUACUCACAGGUUGGAGGACAUUGGUUUGGAGAAGUUCUCGGUCUCAGGACUUUUCACCAGGAUCUUUAUUCCUGCUGCGUUCUUACUGGUGUGUAUCGUCCACCUUCACUACUUUCAUGAGUCCUUCUUACAGCUGACUGACCUGAAGACAGUGGUGGACACACACAACAGCACCAUCACCAGGUUGGUCCACUCUGAUGGCAGCCUGGUUGACCUGUCAGUGUGCGGAGCUCCACAGCUCCUCUUGGAGGAAGAGAAGAGAAAAGACCAGAUGGAGACAGAGGUGGAGACAGAAGAUGAGUGUGAGGAGGAGGAGGACUUCCACUGUGGAUUUGACAGGGAAACCCUGUUUGACCACAGUGCAGUGCUGGUGUCUUGGAGGUUGGUGGUAGAUCGUCUCGCUGUGUUGUUCCUGCGCCUCCUCUUCUCCUUGCAGCGCCUACAGUGCCUCCUGUGGUGGUUUCUGGAAUUACACAUCAUGAAGAUUGUGUCCUGCUACAUCAUCUGGGUUUCUGUGAAGGAGGUGUGUGUCUUUAACCUGCUGUUUGUGUUCUGUGUGGGCGUGGCUCUGCCCUGCAGGCCGUGGCGCCCCCUGCUGUCAGGAGUGUGUACAGUGUGGACGUGUGUGGUGACCGUCUGUAAGAUGUUGUACCAACUCAACGUCGUUCAGCCAAUCAAAUACUCGUCCAACUGCAGCAUGCCAGACAACUCCAGCAUCGAUCUAUCUACCUCUGUUUUAUACUCUGGUCCUGUUGACCCCGCCCAGUGGGUGGGGCUUCGAAAGACGGAUGGAAAACUGCUCGACUACCUGAGACACAACCUGAUGAUGCUAGCGUUGUUAGCGUUUGAAGUGACCGUUUACAGACACCAGGAGCUUUACCGCCUCCGCCAUAACAAAGUCCUGCCCCCCACCAGAACGCUGUUUCAGUACAUAACCAGACAACAUCUGGAUAACAACGUGCUCAGCUGUGUCAAAUACUUCCUCAACUACUUCUUCUACAAGUUUGGACUGGAGACUUGUUUCCUGUUGGCGGUUAAUGUGAUUGGUCAGCGGAUGGAUCUGUUUGCCGUGGGCCACGCCCUCGGCCUCAUCACUGUCCUAUCACAUCGCAGGAGGAGGAGCAUUGCUGCAGUGUGGCCAAAAUACUGCUACUUCCUAUCCGGGCUGCUGUGUUUGCAGUACCUGCUGUGUAUGGGAUUCCCUCCUGCGGCCUGUAAAGAUUAUCCAUGGAGACCUCCGUCCUCUCACAUGGACUCUAACGUGGUCAAAUGGCUUUUUCUCCCCGAUCACCUGACUCCACCAAACCCCCUCUUCCUCCUCUAUGACUUCCUGCUCCUGUUGGGGGCGUCGCUGCAGCUGCAGGUGUUUGAGGAAGAGCUUCAGCCGACAGUACAAGUCCUCGCAGGAGACAACAGCGAGUCGGACGAAGACGACGCUCAGAUCUGUGAUGUCAUCAGACAACUGCGUCUCAACACGGUCCCUGAUUUCAUGCUGUGCCGGUCUUACCUGGACAUGAUGAAGGUCAUCAUUUUCAGCUACAUGUUCUGGUUUGUACUCACCGUCAUCUUCAUCACAGGGACCACCAGGAUCAGUGUCUUCUGCAUGGGUUACCUGGUGGCCUGUUUCUACUUCCUGUUGGUGGGCGGAGACUUGCUGCUGAAACCAGUAAAAUCCAUUCUGGUUUACUGGGACUGUCUGAUUGGCUACAACGUGUUUGUCAUCACCAUGAAGAACAUUCUUUCGAUCCUGGCCUGUGGUUUCAUUAAAUCUCUUGUGUUGAAUCACUGUUGGUUAAUCCAGCUCUUCAGUCUGGCCUGUACCAUCAAAGGAUACACCAAGCCGGAGCAGCAGAGCAGUAAACAGUGUGAGUUGCCGAGCGACGAGGCCGGUAUCAUCUGGGACGGCGUCUGUUUCUGUUUCCUGUUGUUACAGCGCAGAGUUUUCAGGAGUCACUACUUCCUGUAUGUGGUUCUGGACCUGAGGAACACACAACUGCUGGCCUCCAGGGGGGCGGAGCUCUUUGAGGCUUCCACUGUGAAAGCUGUCAGAGCAAGACUGGAAGUAGAGAAGACGUCCAUGGAUCUGCUGAAGAGACAGAUGGAGAGAAUAAAGUCUCGACAGCAGAAGUUCCGCAGAGGAAAAGAGAAAAUGUUGAGUUUAAACCAGGACAGUGUGGGCGGCUAUGAUGAUCAAGAGCCAAGGAAGAGUCAGCAACAGAAGCGAUGGUGGAGACCGUGGGUUAACCACACCUCGAUGGUGAGGAGCGGAGACUACUACCUGUUUGAGACAGACAGUGAGGAAGACGAGGAGGACGAGAAGAAGGAGGAGGACAAAAGGGAGAAGGAGGAGCCUCCUGAGAAGUCCGCCUUCCAGUUUGUUUAUCACGCCUGGAUCACAGACUCCAGAACAGCCAUGAGAGCGCGUCACAGCCAGAGGAAACAACGCGAGAAGACAUCUUCUGUUGGGAGGAAGAAUGAGGACAGAGGACGUGAGGACGAGGACAGAGGACGUGAGGACGAGGACAGAGGAGGUGAGGAUGAGGACAGAAGACAAGAGGACAAGGACAGAGGAUGUGAGGACGAAGACAGAGGAGCAGGUGGUGUCAUAGAGGUGAUGGAGGAGGAGGAGGAGGGAACAGAGACAGCUCUUCACCGGUUCUCCAACACACUGCGGUUCUGCUGGGUUCUGCUGUCGGCUCUGCUGGACUCUCUGACCACGUGGCUCCGUGGUCUUUGUCAGGAACACAUCGACAUCUCCACCGUCCUGAGAAUUGAGCACUGCAUGCUAACACACCAGGCUAAACAGGGUCAUUUACCGAGCAGAGAGGCCAUCAAUGUUUACUACCAGGAGCAGAUGAUGAAGGCGUCCAGAGAGUCCGGUCUGGACUGCAGGGAUGUGACACAUGAAGAGGGAGUGAGUCCUGAUACAGAUGAAGAACUAGACCCAGGAGCAGGUGGUCUGGCAGAUUCACAUAUUGAAAACGGUCAAGAGAAAGGACCAAGAGGAGAUGAUCCAGGUGAACCAGACUCUGAACCGGCACUGGAGGCGACGGUAGAACGAGACUGUGUAUGUGGUUCAAACAUAGAACCAGGACCGGGACCAACAAGUCCUUAUCAACCACAAGACUCAGCAGAACCCGCACCUGAACAUAUCAUCACUAAAACCAGCCAAAGACCACGACCUAAACUGUCUCGGAUGGACUGGGUGGACUCGUCUUCAUCAGAGGAAGAGGAGUGGAGUGAGACACAAAGUGGUGAAGACAAGAACCAAGCACACACCGCUGCCUCCUCCACCUCCUCCCUCAUCCUCCCCCCUUCUUACAGCACUGCUCUUGGACUGGAUCUUCAGGCUGAGGAUGGAGAGAGGGAGAGGAGGGGGGAGAUCUGUGACUUCCUGUCUGACUCAGCCACCACUUCCUGUCUACUGGUGCCUCGCACUCAGGAGCUAACGGCCAGUGAGCUGCUGAGGAACAGAACAUUCUAUAAUGACGAGCUGGAGGCUUCCGACUGUUUCUAUGACAACCAACCACAGCUGCUGCAGCUGUGCUACGCCCUCUGGAACAUCCUGGCAGCCAGGUCAGAGACAGUGUGUUACCUGGUCAUUGUGUUGAACCACAUGGUAUCAGCCAGUUGUCUCACGCUGGUACUCCCUGUUCUGGUGUUUCUGUGGGCCAUGUUGUCCGUCCCUCGACCCAGUAAAACCUUCUGGAUGACGGCCAUCAUCUACACCGAGGUCACUAUCGUCAUCAAGUAUUUCUUCCAGUUUGGUUUCUUUCCAUUUAAUCAAAAACUGGAGGUGGACCGUUCCAAACCGUUCCAUCCCCCGAACAUUCUGGGAGUGGAGAAGAAAGAAGGUUACGUUCUGUAUGACCUUCUACAGCUGCUGGUGCUAUUCUACCACCGAGCAACGCUAAAGUGCCAUGGACUCUGGGACCAAACUGUUCUCAUGGAGACGGACACUUUUAGUCACCAUGAUGACCCAGAGACCUCCACUGACUGUACGUCACCUGUGGGCGUGGCCAACGCACUGCGACGACGAGGCAGGAGAAGAACGCGCUCUAGCUCCACCCAGCUGCGCUCUCCUGCAGGUAGCGUCAGCUCUCAGCCUCAGGUGACCACGACCUUUGACCUCCUGCUGCAGAAACUCAGAGAACUUUCCAUCAGAACCAAACAUUUCUCUGUCAACAGGUGUGUGUCUGUGUACCGUCCAGUGUGUGUGUUCUUCAGAGCUCUGGUUCAGCCAGAAUACAGCGCGGUCACAGACGUGUACGUCCUCAUGUUUCUCGCCGACACCGUAGAUUUCAUCAUCAUCGUCUUUGGUUUCUGGGCGUUUGGAAAACACUCAGCAGCUGCUGACAUCACGUCGUCUCUGUCAGAAGAUCAAGUUCCUGAAGCUUUUUUAGUCAUGGUCCUCAUCCAGUUUGGUACCAUGGUGAUAGACCGUGCUCUGUAUUUGAGGAAAACAGUUUUGGGGAAGUUGGUUUUCCAGGUGAUUCUGGUUUUUGGGAUUCACUUCUGGAUGUUCUUCAUCCUGCCAACCGUCACUGAGAGGCGCUUCAAUCAGAACUUGGUGGCUCAGCUCUGGUAUUUUGUCAAGUGCAUUUACUUUGGACUGUCAGCAUACCAGAUCAGGUCUGGGUAUCCAACACGAGUCUUGGGAAACUUCCUGACAAAGAGUUACAACUACCUCAACCUGUUCCUGUUCCAGGGCUUCCGUCUGGUCCCCUUCCUCACUGAGCUCAGAGCGGUCAUGGACUGGGUUUGGACGGACACAACACUGUCUCUGUCCUCAUGGAUCUGUGUUGAGGACGUUUAUGCUCACUGCUUUGUCUUAAAGUGCUGGAGAGAGUCAGAGAAGCGGUACCCUCAGCCUCGUGGUCAGAAGAAGAAGCGUGUGGUCAAGUAUGGAAUGGGCGGUCUCAUCGUCCUCUUGUUAAUUUGUAUCGUGUGGUUCCCACUUCUCUUCAUGUCGCUCAUCAAAUCUGUCGCUGGUGUCGUCAACCGACCGCUCGAUGUUUCUGUGACCAUCACACUGGGAGGCUUCCAGCCCAUCUUCACGAUGAGUGCGCAGCAGAACCAGCUCAGAGAUCUGACAGAGACCGAAUUCAGCAGCUUGGUGAACUCGUACAGUUACACACCUAGUGCUUUGCAGUUUCUGGAGGCAUACACACAUGAGGACGUGACGGUGGCAGAGUUGCAGGGCAGCAGCAACUCUCUGUGGACCAUCAGUCCUCCGAGCAGACAUUACCUGAGUCAGGUUCUGCACCUGGACCACUUUCCCCUGACCGUGUCCUGGACCGUGCAGAGGAACCUGAGUCUGGGGGCGAAGGCGGAGCUUGCGUCAGGUAAACAUGUGACCUACCUGGACAACCAGACCCGCCUGGAGCUGAUCGAGCUGCUGAAUGGGACCAGGACACUUCCUGUGGUAAUACAGGAAGUGUUUCCGUGUUUCCUCCGAGCUCCGAGUGACUCCAACGCCAAACCCAUCGAGCCGCUUUACCAUGACGACAGCUACAAGGACAUCCUGCUGGCUCUGGAGAGAUCCACCAAUCAGACCAGAGAGAUUCGUGAGUGGUGGAUCGUUGACCAACCGACUGUCGGCCUGGUGCCACUGCAGGGCAGAGCUUCACUGAAUGACAACAGGGAGGCGGGGCUUCAGCUCUUUGUGUUCAGUGACAAAGUCAGUCCUCCGAGUCUGGGCUUUCUGGCUGGAUAUGGCAUCAUGGGUCUGUACGCGUCCGUGGUUCUGGUGAUCGGGAAGUUUGUCCGAGAAUUCUUCAGCGGGAUCAGUCACUCCAUCAUGUUUGAGGAGCUUCCGUGUGUGGACCGCAUCCUCAAACUGUGCACCGACAUCUUCCUGGUGAGAGAGACAGGUGAGCUGGAGUUGGAGGAGGAGCUUUACGCCAAACUCAUCUUUCUGUAUCGAUCUCCAGAGACUCUGAUCAAAUGGACUCGACGCUGAAGUGGUUCCUUCAACGAUCCUCAAUUUUUAAUCUUCAGAGAUUAUUCUCCCCAUGUUCUUUAAACAGCACCGUAAAGAACAGAGAAACCAUCUGUUCUUCAUCUCAAGAUUUCAGGAAAUGUUACAGAAGGAUUCCUGGAAUCAUCUGGAACAUCAGUGGAACGUUACCUGGUUGAUGUGAAGCUUAAGAAACCUAAAUGGAUCUCAGGACAGAGUCACUUCAUAGACUGUUGAAGUAUUACAGUAUUAUUGAUUAAUGAUUAUUGCAGGGAAGUAUCACACCCUGGAAAACCUGGAAUUAUUUAAUGUGACUUUUAAACUCCUGGAAAUUCACAUUUGUCCAAAUGCUGUGGAAAAUAAUGAUCGUCUGAAAGUAUGUGAUUGGUGUUGCAGUCAUUUUUCAGGACCUGUUCCAGGACCUUUUCAAUGACUUGCAUACAGCUUUACUCACUUGUUUUCUUCAUGUUUAACCUGUACUUAGAUUGGUAAUACACGAGGAGCCCAGGAGGAGGCAGUAGAGCAACACAGAUGUCAACUGACACCAACAACCAAUGAGUGCUAAAUUAGCUCAGUGUUAGUGCUACAUUAGUUCAGUGUUAGCACAACAUUAGCUCAGUGUUAGCGCUACAUUAGCUCAGUGUUUGUGUUAAUCAAUGAAAUGAAUCUAUAGAAUUUCUCAGGAUCAACAGACUCAUGAAUCAAUCACAGGGGAAGAACUGAAAAUGGCCGCCUGAUCGGUCACAAAGGAAUGUAACACUGGAAUCAGCAGAUUAAGUCCACACUGCCUCCUAGUGACAGAGACAGGAAGUGCACUCAUGAUAUGUGUUGGUAAAGUCAAAACUGUUAACCCAAUAAGAAAGAAACACAGAAUCAGAUCCCUGACCCAGCCCAGAGUCAGAACCCAGACUGGAAACAAAACAAAGGUGUGACAGUAAAAGCUGAACUUUAUUGUGAUUUAUUGAUCAAAAUGAUUGUGAGGUCAUAAACUGACCAGAGGAAGAAAUGGAGUGUUUGACCACAGUCACUUUCUGUCAUGUUGGGCUGUUAUCAUAGAGGAGGCGGAGUCAGAGUAUGAAUCACAUCACUAGUGAAGCUGUGGUUUUAAUCUGUUUAGUCAUAAUUUAAUGUAUUUGCAUCAUUUUGAAAAUUAAAAAUAAUCUGUGACAUAA